Messenger RNA from Hypoxylon fragiforme, 1434 nucleotides. Its product is annotated as bacterial luciferase-like protein. Gene Ontology annotation, molecular function: oxidoreductase activity, acting on paired donors, with incorporation or reduction of molecular oxygen. The record is from RefSeq and is a predicted model, not a curated record. The transcript has a single exon. NCBI's taxonomy places the organism in Eukaryota, Fungi, Ascomycota, Sordariomycetes, Xylariales, Hypoxylaceae. Bases 140 to 1261 code for a protein of 373 amino acids.
CUACCUACCACACCCCGUAUAAAGCACCACCGCAUGAACUGUCCCCCGAAAGAAGCAGACCUCUGAUCUCAUAACCCACCCCCCCCUUAAUAGUCCUCGAACGUGCUUUACCUCGAGGUAAGCCGCCCCUGCCAAGAAGAUGCCUACAGAAUUCAUCAGCCUCACGUUUCCCAACCCCUCCACGGAGAUCGACCCGAUCCCCAACGCCUCCAUCGACCCGGACUUCCUGAAGCGGUAUGCCCGGAACCUGGACGAUUAUGACUUCAACUACACGCUCGUGCCGUACGACUCCUCGUCCUACGACCCGUUCACCAUCGGCGCCACCAUCGCCGCCGCGACCCAGAACCUCAAGAUCAUCAUCGCCCUGCGCCCCAACACGCUGUACCCCACCGUGGCCGCCAAGGCGCUCGCGACGCUGGACCAGCUCAGCCGCGGGCGCGCCGUCGUGCACUUCAUCGCGGGCGGCAGCGACGUCGAGCAGGCGCGGGAGGGCGACUUCCUCAACAAGGAGGAGCGGUACGCGCGGCUGGAGGAGUACAUCCGGAUCCUGAAGCGCGCCUGGGCCUCGCCCGAGCCCUUCGACUGGGACGGCAAGUACUACCAGUUCAAGCAGUUCCGGAACCUGGUGCGGCCCGUGAACGGGACGCACAUACCGGUGUCGGUGGGCGGGUCCUCCGCCGAGGCGUACCGGGUCGGCGGCAGCCUCGCCGACAUCUUCGGGCUCUGGGGCGAGCCCUUGAAGGAGACCAAGGAGCAGAUCGACCGCAUCUACGCCGAGGCCGAGAAGGCCGGCCGCCAGGACAGGCCCCGCAUCUGGGUCACCUUCCGCCCCAUCGUCGCCGAGACCGACGACCUCGCCUGGGCCAAGGCCCACCGCUACCUCGACCUGCUGAAGGAGAACCGCGCCGAGGGCAAGAGCCGCGUCCCCGCCGGCGCCCCGCCCCCGCAGAACGUCGGCUCCCAGCGCCUGCUGGAGAUCGCCAAGCGCGGCGAGGUCCAGGACCGCGCGCUGUGGUACCCCACUGUCACGGCUACGGGCGCGCGCGGCGCGUCCACGGCGCUGGUCGGCUCCCACCAGACCAUCGUCGAUUCGCUGCUGGACUACGUUGAUCUCGGGGCCGAGCUGAUCUCGAUCCGUGGGUAUGAUAACUUGAACGAUGCCAUCGACUACGGGCGUUAUAUCCUACCCAAGGUGCGGGGGGUUCUGAAGGAGAGGGAAGGGAAGACUAAUGGGACCAAUGGAACCAAUGGGACUCAUUAGUAUCAUCCGUUCUCAUGUUGGGAUUGAUGAUCGGAUGUGGCUUUACUGAGCAUUAGCGCAUGAUUGUGAUGGUUUGUGGUUUACAAUAGCGAGUUGGAAAAUUCAAGCAAUGAGCGAAUAGGAGGGGGACACAAUACUAUCGAAUAGGGGUGAAAGCCGUACAGAUCUCUCCC